GGCUCUCACAUUGUUGGAGUGGUUAGCUUUCUUUAUAUCUUUUUCUUCCUUCGCAAGCGUACUCUUUCUUUCUCUCUCUCUGGUCGUCUAUCCAGUGAUCUCUGUCUCUCCUUCUCCAUCUUCAUCUAAUCUCUGUGAGUGCGAGUCAGGGUAGUUCAGUAGCAGAUCCUAGCACGUCACGUAACAAACCCUAAAAUUUCUUUCUUUCUCUACAUCUAUCAGUUGAACAUUAAGGUCGAGAAAGUUGGAAAUACUUGCACUUUCCAUCACUGCUACCAGUAAGGGAGGCCAUGUGAGCUGCUUGAUCGGAGUCGUGAUAAUAAAUUCUUCAUUUUCAAUUGUCUUGAUUGUCCUCUCUCAGUUCCAAGAUGGGUAAAUGCAAAGGCUGUGGGAAAUUGGGGAGAAUGGUACCAUGGGACAUGUCUGUGAAUGCUUACCGUUUCACUCUUCUUCUGUCUCCUGUAGUUUCUGUCUGGGAGUGCAUCGUUCGUAAGAUGAGAUAUUCAUUUAGACCUGAGUGGGUGUAGGUGUGGGCUUGUUGAUCUUACAUGGUAUUCUCCUUACCUUGAUACUUGCAUAUAAGUAGUUUUUUGUCUGUGAAAAAUUGUUACAAGGAAAUGUACACUUCUAGCUGAGUUCUUUAGAAGAGAAGUAGAGGAGACAGGAUUAAUUGGUUAGAGAGAUUUGUAGUGUUCAUGGGGGAUAUGGCAUUUGCCAAAGCUCCACCUACUGUUAGGAAGGAAAAAAAGAAGCAGGGAAAAGAUGAACUGGAUCGUCAAAAGCAAGCUGAGAAGAAAAGGAGGCGCUUAGAGAAAGCGCUGGCUACUUCUGCUGCCAUCCGGUCGGAGCUAGAGAAGAAAAAACAGAAAAAGAUAGAAGAACAGCAGCGCCUUGAUGAAGAGGGAGCUGCAAUAGCUGAGGCAGUUGCCCUGCAUGUCCUUGGAGGCGAAGACUCGGAAGAUUCAUGUAAAAUCAGGCUGAAAAAGGAGGAACGGUUCAAUCGUUGGGAUCGUGCAUCCAAUAUUGGGCUCUUCAUGGGAGGACGGAAGACAUGCCUUCCUCAUCAGGGCAUUUCAAAGCAUUGUCUUGGAGGAUUAGGGUGGGUGCCUGAUGCAUAUGGGCCUGGGUGCAGGUGGAGUGAGUGGGGGAUUGGGGGUUGGUCAUUGUCACCCAGAGUUUUCAGUAGAGAUCUUCAUGCACCAUAUUUUGGUGAGAUUUGGGAAGGAACAACUGAAGUGUCAGCUGGGGUUAUCGCAGCACAAGCAGUUUCAUCGCUUCAAAUUGCUGAAGAUGCAUGCUCAGAUGCAAUUGUCAUAAAUGGAAUGCUAGAAAGUAAGUUUAAGGAGUAUCAGUAAUUAGGUCCUAUCUCUGGAAAGAGGUUUGAUCUUGGUUUUCAAUAAUGAAUUGUAUAUAAUAUGGGGAAUAAAUUCUUGUUUGUCAGGCGUCCUCAGUAUUGAACAUCAUUGUAGUGUUUGAUUUUUGAGUCAUCUCAAAUUGUUGCUUCAAACACUUCCAUCUUGUGUUUUUGUAGAAUGAGUCCGAGAACUUUGUGUAUUGCCAUAUAUUUUAGUUUUUCAGUGCUGUAAUGGAUGAUAAGUAGCACUUUUCCAUGUGUCAA
Messenger RNA from Macadamia integrifolia, 1618 nucleotides. RefSeq lists its product as uncharacterized. Bases 696 to 1355 code for a protein of 219 amino acids. The record is from RefSeq and is a predicted model, not a curated record. NCBI's taxonomy places the organism in Eukaryota, Viridiplantae, Streptophyta, Magnoliopsida, Proteales, Proteaceae. The transcript is spliced from 2 exons.